AUGUUGCCGAAAUCACUCCUUCACGACUCUGCUCGUAUGGAUAUCGCUGUUAUACUGGACAAGGUCGGGAAUCCUGUUGGCGACAUUCGCAUCCUGAUCACCAUGAAGACUGCAUUCAUCCUGAUCUCGGUCUUGGCUGCCUUCGGCCACGCCUCGGUGCUUCGAAGCUCCUCAGUGGAGCGAGCGCCAGCCACUGUUCGUGUGAGCGGAAGCCGAUCCUCUCUUGAGCCCCUAAAGCUCACUGUAAAGGCAUUUAACGAGGAGCAUAAGCUUCGUCUGCACCCUGCACCCUCGCCCCUGGCUGCAGAAUUCAAGCUGCAGACAACCACACGUGACAGUCAAGGACGAGUGGUGAUUGAAGACGCACCACAUGACUCGGUGGUUCCCGAUCUGUACCACGACCCGGAUACCGGCGCCGUGGUCUCCGUGGACGGCACUCAGGUGGAAGGCCUGAUAACGCCCACACUUGCCAUCAAGGCAAACGCUGAUGGAACUCACCAGGCACAGCGACAGUACGAAGCUGAAGCCGGCGCUUAUAACGACUACUUGGAAAUUCCCGCCGAAGUCCGUCAGUAUCAAGCCCAGCCGAAAAGUAGCCGAGGUGCCCUCAGUGUCACAGCUGAGCUCUAUGUUAUAGUGAAACGGUACCUGUCCGUGUUCUGGAACGGAGUCAACAAGAGGUUUGCUACCAUGAGUGACCCUAAGGUCAAUCUGGUUCUAUCUGGAGCUCUCAUUGUCCGUGACUCAGCUGACGAGACUUACAUAAAUGAUAAUGUCCUUCUGGAAAACUACAUCCAUGGAGAAAAUACCCUUAGCUCAGUCAGCGAUUGGCUGUUCCAGAAGAAAGCUUCACUGCCUGCUUAUGAUGUGGCCUACCUAAUGACGGGAAAGGACAUGGCUGAUGUUGAAUCUGGCAUGAUUAAGGAGGGCUUAGCUGGCAUUGCCUGGAAAGGAGCCGCAUGCGUUGUGGCCAGCGGUAACAAGCGUUCUUUCAACACUGGUAUGGGUGAGGAUAUGGGUGCAUACUAUGUGGGCGUGAUGACUGCCGCCCACGAAGUAGCACAUAAUCUUGGUUCUCCUCAUGAUGGCAAAGAUGGAGCUGAAGCUUGUUCGUGGGACGACGGCUACAUAAUGAGCUACGUUCCAGGCAAAGCCAACAAGCUGUUCUUUUCCUCGUGUUCACAGAAACUGAUGAAGGACUAUAUGUCCAGUGGCGACGCUGCCUGCCUUCAGACGACCCAAGUAGGAGAGAAAAUCCCUCUCUCUUCCCAGCUGCCAGGUGAAGUCGUCUCCAUGGACGAACAGUGCCAAAAGCAAACUGGCAAGUCGGAAGCCUAUGCCUCGAAAUCCGUGUCUGAGGACUCUCUGUGUGUCCAGCUCGUAUGCCAGUGGCAGGUGAAGGAUGGCUACAGCAUCUGGACCUACACCCAGUCGACAGGACGUCCAGCUGCCGAGGGUUCCGUAUGCAGGAGUGGCGGUGUUUGUAACAACGGUUCCUGCCAAUAG
Penaeus monodon (black tiger shrimp) is the source of this 1506-nucleotide messenger RNA. RefSeq names its product venom metalloproteinase antarease-like TtrivMP_A. The record is from RefSeq and is a predicted model, not a curated record. The transcript has 3 exons. NCBI's taxonomy places the organism in Eukaryota, Metazoa, Arthropoda, Malacostraca, Decapoda, Penaeidae. Bases 1 to 1506 code for a protein of 501 amino acids. Gene Ontology annotation, molecular function: metalloendopeptidase activity. Gene Ontology annotation, biological process: proteolysis.